Acanthamoeba castellanii str. Neff is the source of this 999-nucleotide messenger RNA. RefSeq lists its product as uncharacterized. The record is from RefSeq and is a predicted model, not a curated record. The coding region runs from base 1 to 999 and encodes 332 amino acids. The transcript is spliced from 6 exons. Lineage: Eukaryota; Discosea; Longamoebia; Acanthamoebidae.
AUGGGCCGCAUUUUGGACUUUCACAAGCGUAACUGCUUUGCCAUCCUCGUGCAGAGCUUCUUCAUUCUGGCCUUCAUUGGCGGCUACAUCGCCUUCCUCACCACCUUCCUCAACCAGAACCGUGACCAGACACAAGCUGCUGAGUUUUUCCCCAAUCACGCCUACGACCCGGCCGACCUGGUGGUGCUCUCCGUCUCUGUUAUUACUAUCAGCCCGGUGGACUACAACUGCAAGGUGACGGUGGACAUCGAGUCGGUGCCAGAUAGUUGGAUAGGCUCCGACAACACGCUCAACCGCACGUUCACGAUUGGCAUUGGGCGAGAAGAGGUCGUGGUGAAGCCCAGCGGCAACUUCAAGCCCAUCACCACCACCAUUCCGCUGAUCAAGGGCGCGUUCGACAUGUACCCGUUCGACCACUACGACAGCGAAAUCGCGGUCUACGUCUACACGGGUCCCACAUACAGCAACAGCUCCACUGAACUGGCGCUCAUCGUCAACAAGGCCAUCUCCUACGGCUUCACCUUUUCUGUUGGCGAUCAGCCAACAUUCCAGGACAUUGGAGCUACUGACUUCAUGAUCAACAUCACGCGAACGGAUGUGUUCCGACUCUACCCGGUGUUCAUGAUCAUCGCCUUCUGGCUGGUGGGCGGCUUCUUCUCGCUCAUGGCCAGCCUGCUGGUCAUCUGGAACCGCGCCAAGGUCGAAGCGCCCAUGCUCGGCGCCUCCAUCUCGCUCAUCUUCGCCCUGCCCGUCUUCCGUAACACCGCGCCCCAGAGCCCUCCCAUCGGCUGCACGCUGGACGUGUGCUCGUUCUAUUGGGCCAUGCUGUUCGUCAUCAUAGGCGUCAUCGGUUUGAUCCUGCGCUACCUCAUCCAAGCGCCCGCCCCGCCAGCGGGCGGCGACAUCCAGCACCUCCUCUUCAGCAAGGCUGUCGCGGCCAACCGCAAGCUGCGUGGAAUAGAGGACCACCCCGACGAUGUGCCCAUGAAGGACAUGUAG